AGGAAAAUCCCGAGCUGAGGAGGAUCGCAGGCCGUCUUUCUAUAUCCGCCGUCAUCUCCGCCACCUAAAACCCUUUCGAGGGAGGCGGCAAAGGUUUAAUUAGACAAUGCCCCAUCUCUCAAGCCUCCGCCUCCUCUUAUCUUCUUCCUCCUCCUCUCCUCUCAGGCCCCUCACUUCUCUACUCCCAGCAAGGGUCCGCCGCCCCUGUUCGGCCUUCACCCCCCUCUGCUCCUCCUCCUCCUCCUCCCCCGACCGCCGCCGUGUCACCUAUUCCCCCAGCUUCACUCGCCGGAGCAAGAGCACUUUCAGAGACAGGGACAGGAACAGCAAGAACGCUCCGAUGGAGGAAACCAACUCCUCCCUCGGGUUCAAUAGGAAAAGGGCCGAGGGCAGGGAUGGGAGUGAUCUCCUGAAGAAGAAGGAGCUUCAGCUUAAGAAGCGCCCCAGAGCCAAUCCUGUCAGCACUAUCUCGUACGUGCAGAUAUUGGGAACUGGAAUGGAUACUCAAGAUACAUCGCCUUCAGUCCUGCUUUUCUUCGACCACCAAAGAUUCAUUUUUAAUGCUGGAGAGGGUUUGCAAAGGUUCUGUACGGAGCAUAAAAUUAAGUUAUCAAAGAUAGAUCAUAUAUUCUUUUCCCGAGUUUGCUCAGAGACUGCCGGUGGACUUCCAGGGUUAUUGUUAACAUUGGCCGGCAUGGGAGAAGAAGGAAUGUCAGUCAAUAUAUGGGGCCCUUCAGAUCUCAAGUACUUGGUCGAUGCCAUGAAAUCCUUCAUCCCUAAUGCUGCUAUGGUCCACACGAAAAGCUAUGGACCUACACCCAGCAGUGGUUCAGCCACAAAAUCUGAACUUGAUCAAUUCAAGGACCCUCUUGUUGUUGUUGGCGAUGAUGUUGUUAAAAUAUCAGCGAUUCUCCUUUGGCCAGAAGAACCAGUCUCAGAGAAUUCUCUGAUAACAAAUACGGAUGAUUCAUCCAAGACCCUGGACGAGAAGGGGACAACCGGUUGUGGGAUGAAACCUGGUGACUUGUCAGUGGUUUAUAUCUGUGAGUUGCCAGAAAUUAAGGGUAGAUUUCACCCAGAAAGAGCCAAGGAGAAAGGCCUUAAACCUGGACCAGAGUACCGAGAACUGCAGCUUGGGAAGUCAGUGUUUUCGAAACGCCUAAAUAUCAUGGUACAUCCCAGUGAUGUGAUGGAUCCUUCAACUCCUGGUCCAAUCGUACUCCUUGUGGACUGCCCCACGAGAUCUCAUUUCCGGAAAUUGUUGUCUGUAGAUUCAUUUAGCGAUUAUUAUUCAGAUUUCUCAGGCGAAGGAUCUCCAAAAAUUGUGAGCUGUGUGAUCCAUUUGAGCCCGACAACCGUCAUAAGAGAUCCUGAUUAUCAAACCUGGAUGAAGAGAUUUGGUUCGGCCCAGCAUAUUAUCGCUGGUCAUGAGAGGAAAAAUGCAGAGAUCCCAAUUUUAGGAGCAAGCGCAAGAAUCGCUGCCCGGUUAAAUUACCUGUGCCCCCAGUUUUUCCCUGCUCCAGGCUUUUGGUCUCUUAAACAAUCUUGUUUACCAUCCAACUCUUUCUCCAGUGAGGACACUACUUCAAACCCGAGCAAGAGAAUCUCUGCUGAAAAUCUGCUUAAGUUUACAUUGCGCCCUAGAGACAAGAUCAGACUGGACAGAUCAUUCGUUCCAAGUCCAAUGACUGCCUCUAAGACAAUCGAAGAAUUGCUUGCCGAGAUUCCGGAGAUUGCUGAGGCUGCACAAGAUGUCCGAAAUCUGUGGGAUCCAGACAAGCAGAUCAAGGAGGCGAAGAAUUUGAUGCAGGAGGAGCCAUGGCUGAACGAGAACAAACUUCCUAAUUGUUUGGAAAAUGUAAGGAGGGACGACCUUGAGAUUGUUCUUCUAGGAACUGGUUCAUCUCAGCCGUCCAAAUAUCGGAAUGUCAGUUCGAUAUAUAUCAACCUUUUCUCUAAAGGAGGCUUGCUCCUUGAUUGUGGGGAAGGAACCCUCGGACAGAUGAAAAGAAGAUUCGGAAUUGAUGGUGCUGACAACGCCUUGAGAGGUCUCCGGUGCAUAUGGAUCUCCCAUAUUCACGCUGAUCACCACGCAGGAUUGGCGAGAAUCCUUGCCCAGCGGCGUGAUCUACUAAAAGGGUCACCCCAUGACCCUCUGCUGGUCGUGGGGCCCAGGCAGCUCAAGAGAUAUCUCGAUGCAUACCAGAGACUGGAAGACCUCGACAUGCUCUUCCUUGACUGUAUGCACACCACCGACACCUCACUAAGUGCCUUCGAGGAGUUCCUAGAGUCCUCAAACAUGGAGAACGAGUCAUCUCCUCCGAGGAGUCCGAGUUCUGAACCAGGCUUGUUUGUUCGUGGGGCCCCAAUGCAGAGCUGCUGGAAGAUGCCUGGAGUCGCUCCAGAUAUUAGCGUGGCAUUUCCAAUCCUCAAGAGCUUGAAGGGGGUGCUAAUGGAAGCAGGCUUGGAAAGUUUGGUUAGUUUUCCUGUAGUGCAUUGCUAUCAGGCUUUUGGCGUGGUUCUCAAGGCAUCAGAGAGAGUCAACAGUGUGGGGAAGGUGAUUGAAGGGUGGAAGGUUGUGUAUUCAGGUGACACAAGGCCAUGCCCUGAGCUCACUGAGGCUUCUCGGGGGGCCACCAUUCUUAUACAUGAGGCGACUUUUGAGGACGGGAUGGUGGAUGAGGCAAUAGCAAGGAACCACAGCACAACAGAGGAGGCCAUUCAGGUGGGGGCUGCUGCAGGCGUGUACCGAAUCAUCCUCACCCACUUCAGCCAGCGGUACCCAAAGAUCCCCGUCUUUGACGGGACCCACAUGCACAAGACAUGCAUCGCCUUUGAUCUCAUGAGUGUUAACAUAGCGGACCUCUGGGUGCUCCCUCGGGUCCUACCUUAUCUGAAACUCCUGUUCAAAAAUGAAAUGGCUGGUGAUGAAUCAGAGGAUGUUGUAGAAGAAUCGGUUGCUGUAACUUCUUGAUAGAAAAAUUUGGUAAAUUUUUAAUGAGAAGGUUUCCAUGGCAUUUCUUUUGAA
Punica granatum (pomegranate) is the source of this 3028-nucleotide messenger RNA. The record is from RefSeq and is a predicted model, not a curated record. NCBI's taxonomy places the organism in Eukaryota, Viridiplantae, Streptophyta, Magnoliopsida, Myrtales, Lythraceae.